CACUAGGUGUCAGAUUGAAAAGCGUUUUUAUAAACCGAAGCGAAAUAAAGUUAAAUUUAUUAAAUCAAUUCCGAGACCAGAAAGCGACGUGCCGAAAGAAUUUAAAAUGCGAUCGGCGGAAGGUGAAGUGCUUUUAUACUCUACCGAGCGACCGAAUAUAUUCCGUGGACUGUCUGUGGUCCUCGUCAGCACUGGGUUCUUCUGCUCGUACCUGACCUACCUAUCAUUGGAUCUGAGAGAGAAUGAUAACACAAACGUCAUGUGGUACCUCUACGACUGGCGGCACAAACUGUUCGGGGGCGAGACCAAAUACGACGACAUUGAGGACCAGAUGCCGAUGACUAAUCCACUGCAUGUGGAGAUGGAAGCUGCAAAUAUUGAGGCGGCGCAAAGUGAAACGAACCCCAAGCAGAUGGAAUCAGACACCAAAGAGCCUAGUACAGUCAAUGAUAAUGCUGAUGCAGAAGAAGAGCCGAAUGCAGUGGACACACUUAGCACGCAGGAUUUGCAAGAGUUAGUGGCAUUAGACCAGGCCAUGAGGAAUGAAUCGGGAGAGUUAAUACCCUAUUGGCAACGUGCGAUGAUUGCGUCCUUCUUUGUGGGUGUGCAGGUCAUCGUCACAGGACUGGCAGUCGUGAUUCCAAAGCGCACAGUGGCGUCGCUGACCUUAGCGAAGGGCGGAGCGGAAGUGAUGGUGGAGAGAUUCUCAGUUUUAGGUGGUAAUACGGUGAUCACGGCGCCUGUAAGUAAAGUCCAGGCACUCAGAGCCAGAACGGAGCGACAGGGCGCUGGCCAGUACAUGCCCGUUCGCAUAGAAACCAGCUAUAUCAACUACCUGGUAGAUAUGGGUGGCAACGUGUACAAUAGGGGGCUCUUCAAUCAACUGCUCAAGAUGUAGACGCGACAUGGAGAAUUAGACUCGGGCUACAUUAAAAUAGAAGCAAGAAUUCUUCUCAUCGUCAGCCGCAGUAAUUGUUAGUAAAUUAGUUGGGAGUUGUUACUAGUAUUAGUGACGAGUAUAGAUCCGCAUGCAGAACAAAUGGAUAAUGAUUUCAUUUGAGAAAGCAUGUUGUUAUUGUUCAACUGCGUGUGAAAAUUAGAGCAAUAGAUUGAACGUUAUUUCGUCGAAAAAUCCUGAGACGUCGAUCCUUAUAUUAAAUAAACCAUGUUUGCAUAAAUGCACUAUG
Sphaeroforma arctica JP610 is the source of this 1187-nucleotide messenger RNA. RefSeq lists its product as hypothetical. The record is from RefSeq and is a predicted model, not a curated record. The transcript is spliced from 7 exons. Lineage: Eukaryota; Ichthyosporea; Ichthyophonida. The annotation marks the transcript as partial.